AAUCAGAAGGCAGGUUGUGACUCGCUGUGCGCAGGCGCCGUGAGUGAAAUAUUUCAUGUGUUGUACGUCGUGUCCGGUGGAGGUCACAGUCGUUGGAGCAAACUGAGGCUGCUGUGGUCAUGGCCAAGCUGUUUGAGUCUAUCGGAAAGUUGGGGCUCGCCCUUGCUGUUGGUGGAGGUGUCGUGAACUCCGCGCUCUUCAACGUUGAUGCAGGACAUCGGGCUGUCAUAUUUGACAGGUUCAGAGGUGUACAGGAUGCAGUCGUCGGUGAAGGAACACACUUCCUCAUUCCUUGGGUUCAGAAGCCCAUCAUCUUUGAUUGUCGAUCCCGUCCACGCAACGUGCCUGUCAUCACUGGCAGCAAAGAUCUGCAGAAUGUUAACAUCACACUGCGUAUCCUCUUCCGGCCGGUGACGAAUCAGCUGCCCCGCAUCUUCACCAGCAUCGGCGAGGAUUACGACGAGAGGGUGCUACCGUCCAUCACCACAGAGGUCUUAAAGGCUGUUGUGGCUCGGUUUGAUGCCGGGGAGCUCAUCACCCAGAGAGAGCUCGUGUCUCGACAGGUCAGUGAGGAUCUCACGGAAAGAGCUUCCACCUUCGGACUCAUCUUGGACGAYGUAUCACUGACACACUUGACCUUUGGUAAAGAAUUCACAGAGGCUGUUGAGAUGAAGCAGGUGGCCCAGCAGGAAGCAGAGAGGGCCCGUUUUGUUGUAGAAAAGGCCGAGCAACAGAAGCAGGCUGCCAUCAUUUCAGCAGAAGGGGAUUCUCAGGCCGCCUUGCUCAUCGCUAACUCCCUGAUGGAAGCCGGUGAUGGUUUGGUGGAGCUCCGAAAGCUGGAGGCAGCGGAAGAUAUCGCCUUCCAGCUCUCACGCUCCCGCAAUGUCACUUACCUGCCGUCAGGACAGGGCACAUUGCUGCAGCUGCCCCAGUGAUAGCCUCCCACCUAACCAGCUGUGACAUGGGCCACGGAGGGGCCGGCUUGAUGAUUCAGCAGAUGGUUCUUGCAUCUUCACAUACAUUCCUCCCACUCUUUCUCAAACUACCACUGGACUUGGCUCUGCUGUUUGCAGAAUGGUGGGGGAUAGAGUGAGAGGUCUGUGAAUACAUUUAUGAAGUCCACUCUUGUGUAUGGAAGUAAGGAGGAGAAUUAUUCCACCUUUAUYCUAAACGUAUAAAACUUUGAGGAAGAUCAUUAGUGCAGUUAAUUUGACUUGCAGCUUUCCCUCAGAACGGGAGCACUGCAUGAAAGAAACGUUAAACCAUCAAGGGAACUGGUAACUGAUUUAAGACAUGCUAAAUUGCAAAUGUUUGUUGUGC
Poecilia reticulata (guppy) is the source of this 1320-nucleotide messenger RNA. It is a transcript of the gene phb1, whose product is annotated as prohibitin. NCBI's taxonomy places the organism in Eukaryota, Metazoa, Chordata, Actinopteri, Cyprinodontiformes, Poeciliidae. The record is from RefSeq and is a predicted model, not a curated record. Gene Ontology annotation, biological process: mitochondrion organization. Gene Ontology annotation, cellular component: mitochondrion; membrane.